This is a messenger RNA of Trematomus bernacchii (emerald rockcod), 7565 nucleotides long. RefSeq names its product serine/threonine-protein kinase DCLK2-like. Gene Ontology annotation, molecular function: ATP binding; protein kinase activity. Gene Ontology annotation, cellular component: microtubule cytoskeleton. Lineage: Eukaryota; Metazoa; Chordata; Actinopteri; Perciformes; Nototheniidae. The record is from RefSeq and is a predicted model, not a curated record. Gene Ontology annotation, biological process: protein phosphorylation; intracellular signal transduction.
GUCGGUCUCCGUGCAUCCCGGUCCGGUGUCUCUCUCCUCCCCACCGCUUCAUCCCUGAAUCCCGGGUUAGCAGGCUCGGUUGUAGCUGUCUGGAUCCACCGGAACCUGAACGCAACACCGGUGAUGGAGGGAUGAGAGGACGCUGAGGGACAAAGUGUGACACCAACAACCAGCCGGAUAACCAGGACUAGAAACCCUUGGUGUAAAAAAAUCAGGAACUGAAGACAGGAGUCAUUGUUUACCGCUGUUGGACGAUGCAUCCUGUGUAGCCGAGACCUUUUGAACGUUUCUGGUCCAGUUUUGUCUCCACCAUGUCUUUGAGUAAGACCCUCGAGCUGGAGCACUUCGACGAACGCGACAAAGUUCGCCGAGGAAGAUCCACCCGAACCAAAAGAGAUGAUACAACAUCUGGAAGAGGAGGAGGGUCCGGUCCAAAUUCCCGGGCCAGCAGUUUGGUCCCGAGUCCGGCCCACAGCGCUAAUUGUAGCUACUACAGAACCAGGACCCUGCAGACGCUAACCUCGGAGAAACGGGCCAAAAAAGUCCGGUUUUAUCGCAACGGAGAUCGGUACUUCAAGGGUUUGGUGUACGCGGUGUCCAGCGAUCGGUUCAGGUCCUUCGAUGCGCUGCUGAUGGAGCUAACGCGCUCAUUGGCGGAUAAUUUGCAUCUUCCACAAGGGGUUCGUUCGAUCUACACGAUAGAUGGCGGGAAGAAGAUCACCAGCAUGGACGAACUGAUGGAAGGCGAGUGCUACGUGUGUGCCUCCAACGAGCCGUACCGUAAAGUGGACUACACCAAGAUCUCCGUCCAGAGCUGGAAACCGGGCGUUGCCACCGGCCCCUCCUCCUCUUCCGCCGCCUCUUCCUCUCGACCCUCCUCUGUGUCCGCGGGGGUCUCAACGGGCGGCGCCGGCCCCUCCAGGGACCGUCCGGAUGUCCGUGAGAGCCGAGAGAGCCGAGAGAGCAAAGACUUCAUCAAACCCAAGCUGGUGACGGUGAUCCGGAGCGGAGUGAAGCCUCGUAAGGCCGUGAGGAUCCUCCUGAACAAGAAGACGGCGCACAGCUUCAAUCAGGUCCUCGCUGACAUCACAGAGGCCAUCAAACUGGACUCUGGCACCGUGAAGAGGCUCUACACGCUGGACGGGAAGCAGCUGACCUGUCUGCAGGAUUUCUUCGGGGACGACGAUGUGUUCAUGGCCUGCGGGCCGGAGAAGUUUCGUUACGCUCAGGACGACUUUGUGCUCACACACUGCAUCAAAACACCAGCCUUUGUAAACGAGUGCAAAACAAAGGUGUCUCGUCCCCCUGUCCCUCCAAAAACUACAACUCCCAAGACCCCUAGCAGUUCAGGCUUCUCCCCUAAGACCCCCCCCCAGAGGAGGCCUCCCAGGGCCAAGUCUCCAGGCUCAGCCAAUGAGACGUCAGGUGGGCGGUCCUCCAGAACAAGCCCCUCCCCCACAAGCCCUGGAGCCCGACGCAGCCUCAAGGUCUCGCCUCGUCGUUCUUCCUCCACAGACAUUAACGGAGAAUCUGAGCAGCCUGAAGACAACACUUUGGAAGUGAACGGUAAUCGCUCCGUUUCCUCCUCCGUCAUCAAUGACAAGUACAAAGUGGGGAAAGUGAUCGGAGACGGAAACUUCGCCGUGGUGAAGGAGUGUGUCGAGAGGGCGACGGGACAGGAGUACGCUCUGAAGAUCAUUGAUAAAGCUCGCUGCUGUGGGAAGGAGCACCUGAUAGAAAACGAGGUGUCGGUGUUGCGGCGAGUUCGCCAUCCGAGCAUCAUUGAGUUAAUCGAGGUGGACGAAACGCCGAGUCAGCUGUUCCUCGUCAUGGAGCUCGUUAAGGGCGGGGAUCUGUUCGACGCCAUCACUUCCUCCACUAAGUACAGCGAGAGGGAUUCCAGUGCGAUGGUGUUUAAUCUCUCAGGAGCCGUGAAGUACCUGCACCGCAUGAACAUCGUGCACCGAGACAUCAAGCCAGAGAACCUGCUGGUGUGUGAGUACCCAGACGGCACUAAGUCUCUGAAGCUCGGGGACUUCGGGUUAGCGACGGUUCUGGAGGGGCCGCUCUUCACGGUGUGCGGGACGCCAACGUACGUCGCUCCAGAGAUCAUCGCAGAGACCGGUUAUGGUCUGAAGGUGGAUAUCUGGGCGGCGGGGGUCAUCACCUACAUCCUGCUGUGUGGAUUCCCUCCUUUCAGAAGUGAGAACAACGUGCAGGAGGAGUUGUUUGAUCAGAUCCUCCGAGGGAAGCUGGAGUUUCCGUCUCCGGACUGGGACGACAUCAGCCUCCCAGCCAAGAUGCUGAUUAGUCAGAUGCUGCAGGUGAACGUUGACACUCGAUUCACCGCAGAGGAAGUCCUCUCUCACCCCUGGGUGACGGAUGAUCCUCACACUGUGAGCAGCGCUGAAGAACAAGCCAGUGGAGACGCUCUGGAACCACUGGAACCAGAGCAGGAAUCCGCCGCACUGGAAACCAAACAGGUCCCCUCCCCUCUGGUCUGAAAACACACCACAUCUCAUUGACUGGAAACCACAGGAAACACUACUUGUUGGGUCGACUGGAAACCCAAAAGAUUCCCACUUCUGAUCAAGACUCGUCCAGGAAACCAGAGGAUUUCCAACAAUUUGGUGUAGAAAUCGUCCCGUUUUGGAAAAUAAAGGAGUUUUAUAUUCUGGAAGACUCACAAGUCCAUCAUCAGUCUAGGAUAGGACCAGUUUACCCCAACUGGAAACCCAAUGAUUGCUCUUCAAUCUGAACUAGAACAAGUCCCUGAUUCUACUGGAAACCAUAAAAGAUUCCCACUUCUGGUCAAGACUCGUCCAGGAAACCAGAGGAUUUCCAACUAAUCUGGUUUAGAAAUCGUCCCUUUUUCGAAACUAAAGGAGUUUUAUAUUCUGGAAAGGACCAGUUUACCCUCAAUGGAAACCCAAUGAUUGCUAUUCAAUCUGAACUAGAACAAGUCCCUGUUUUCUCUCUACUUGAAACCCAAAAAGAUUCCCAGUUCUGGUUAAGACUAGUCCAGGAAAGCAAAGGAUUUCCAAAAACAAUCUUGUCCUGUUUUGGAAACUAAAUAAGUGUUUCUUCUGGAGCCCAAACAAGCCCACGACCACCUGUCUAUGAUAUGUCUUUUUAACUCCACUGGGAAACCCAAUGACUUCUCUUGAAUCUGAACUAGAAACCCCCAAAUCAUCCCCAUUUCUAGUUAUGAAUGUUCCAGAAAACCAGAGAAAUGUAAACAAAAGGUCUACAACUUGUCCCAUCACCCUUAAAUCUGAACUAGAACAUCUUCCCGUUUCUUAUACUGGGAAACAUAUUCCAACAUUCUUCAAUACAUUUAAUAAAGAGCAAGUUUCCCCAAUUCUGCUGUUGUAAUCCAUCCGGUUUUAGGUUCAUGGAAACCAAUCGAAUUCCUGAACCCUCCAUGAUUUUGGUCAGGAAAAAUUCCCGUUUCAUUUCCUGGACACUGAGCACAUUUGGUCGAGAGCUCAUUCUCUUCAUUCACCUUUAACCAAACUCAAGUAUCUCUAAAGACGUUCCACUAUCAACAGGUUUCUUCACCUCUCGUCUAGGACGCAUAUCGUUUGCUCAACUGGAAACAAAACCAAGGUCUCAGUUGCUAUUUCUAGUUCAUCUUGUGGAAACUGCCUCUGGUGUAGACUCUCUUUUAAUCUACAGAAGACUUUCACGAGUCCCGUCUCUGCUGCUGUACUGGAAAGUAUUUAUUUGAAUCACUUCUCUAUCAAGGAAUAGGGGCCUAUUUUCUUCUGUCUGAACACUAACGGGUACUUGAAGGAUAACUCCAUAUUAACUUUUGGACACCAUGAAGGUGCUUUUGGACACUUCCUGUUUCAAUACCCAGUGUCUCUUGGGACUGGACCCAUUUCUUGAAAAAAUGGCCCUUACCUCUGGGAUAUGAACCACUGAUUCACUGACAAACGUUCCCUAUGGUUUAGGGAUCACAUUCCCAGUAUGACCAGGAUGUCUUCCAUUUGUUCUGGGAAACGUCCCAUUUAUCCUGCCUUUACCCGAGGAGAUAUCUGAGUACUGUGCCUGUUUACGCUGCUGAUCAACUCCUAUAAAUCUCCUAGAUCUCAGCCCUUACCUUCCAUAAGUUCCACCUUUCAGACCCUAGCAUUCGUCAUUGGUUGUAUAGACAGAUAAGGCCCAUUGUUUUUAUGGAUUUUUCAUAAUUUUGCUGUCUUUUGAAAAGGUAAACCAUUGGUUUAAUGGGAUAGUUUUGGGAUUUUUGCCACUUGUAAAGAGUUAUAUAGGAAAAUAUCAGCCAAAAGACUAAAGAAGACUAUUUCCAAAGCUCCGGAAAUGUCUAAGGGUCACUAAUUAUUGCUUUUAGGUUCAUUGGUUUAAUGAAAAGACUAAAAGGCGUACACAAAUUGGCAAAUUGGCAGUUUUUCCCCCCAAAAAGGCCCACAUUUUAACCCAAAAACAGGUUUUUACAGACAAAUGUACACUUGGUUUAUGGUUGUAAAGAUUGUUCCAAAAACUGAUAUUUAAAGGAUGACAUUUGGGGGAAAUAACAGAAAAAACCCUAAAAAUAAUGAGCCUCAUCUACAUAGACUCCACUCUUAUCACCUGUCCUCGUACUGUAACUCAGAUUAAUGAGUGACUUCUAAACCUCACACUUUAAAAAAAAAAAAAAAUCACGGACCUUUUAAAGGUUUUUAGCUGCAGUCUGACGGCUCGCCCCUCCUGCAGCGAGGGGGGGAUAACACAUGUUGUAAAUACUGUAAAUAUCUCUGUCUGUUGGUGUCUGUCUGUGUGAGUCCGUGUUGAAGUAGGGAAACAGUAGCAGUUCUGAAAACAAAAAAUACUACAAUGAAAAUAAACUUAUAAACGUGUGUCAGCAACCUGAAGAAAGCCUUGUUUUUACCCUAAAGAAACUCACAUUUAUAGCGUUUUAAAAUGUACAUAUCGGAUGUUAUUUAAGUACAUUCACUUGAGUAGUAGAAUGAGAUACUUCUACUACAUUUCAGGGAGAAAUAUUGUACUUUUUGCUCCAUUACAUGUUCUGGACAGCUUUAUUUCAGUAGAAAUUAAAGUAGAAAUCCUAAUAAAACAAAAGAAAUCUACCUACCAAACUAUGAAGAACAUUUCCGAAUGAAUUUUAAUUGAUUAAAUAUUAAUCAGUGUGUGUUUAGGUAUUUUUCUGCCAAAUAUUUACUGAUAUCAGCUUUAAAAAAGUGACAAUUUGCUGCUUUUCUUUGUCUUAAAUGACAGAAACCUAAAUAAAUUUGAAGUUUUGAGUAUUUGACAAUAGUAUAUAUAUGAAAUGACAUAACAGCAUAUCAUUAAAUAUACUAUAUUAACUCACAGGGAACAAUUUACUGCUUUAAGUACUUACACUUCAUAAAUACACUUACUUCCUAAACUAACACCAUCAAUGGAGCAAAUUAACUUGAAAUGGAGUCUUUUUUAUUAUUUCUAUUAGUACUUUUACUGUUGUAAGAGUGUCUGAAUACUCGACAUGUGGAAAAAGUACUUUAUCUCCUAAUUUAAAUUAAAAAAAAACAAGGUUUCUGAGGGACGCUGACCAGCCGUGAUGAAAGAGUUCUUACCUGUGAAGUCCAUCUCGUAGCAACCGUUGCCCGGCAACAAAGGAAUGUUAUGGCGUUAUGGGAUGGAUCUCUUUCCUUAUAUGGUCACAAUGUCAAUCAUCCAUCCACACAUCCGUCAUGCUGUCUGUUGGAGAGAAAGGUGUGUGUGUGUGUGUGUGUGUAAAUAAGUGUGUGAAUGAAUGAACUUGUAUGAGUUUGAAUGUUACUUCUGCAUCAAAGACUUUUUUUGGGAUAAAUGCGUCCACUUGAUGCAGUGCUGUGACCUUACCGUAACCUUUGACCUUAGCACGACCUUUCCAUGGCCUUGACCUUAUGGCCACAGCCGCUGAUUAAGAGUUUUCAAAGGAAUUCUGUCACUCAAAUCCACAAAAUAUAACAAAUCUUUAAAAAAACAAAACUAAGAUUAGUAUCACAAAUUGUAUUUUUUUCGGUCAAAUUGUUAUCAAAAAAGUUCAAAUUAAUGCAUUUAAAUACGUAUUAAACACAGAAUCACAGAAGGGAGUGUUAUACUUAUGAUAUAUAAUAAUGAGAUUAUUUUUGGGACGCUAGCGAGGUAAACAGUCAAAAUUCAAACACAUUGUAGGUCAAGUGAUAAGGGGGCGGGACAUCUCUAAGCGGUUGACCAAUCACAACAGAGCACUGGGCUUGUGUAUAUAUAUAUAUAUAUAUAUAUAUGAUUACUUUGAAUUAAAAAAAACACUUAAUGUUCCAAAAUAUUCCGGUAAAGCUCUGUUAAUCAGCGGCUCGGCCUCCACCUUCUUGCCUGUGAUGAACCCUUUAGUCUUAAUUAAUUUCUCUUUGCUUUAAACCAAACCAUGAGGAGCCUUCUGUUGAUGCACUGCAACACCCGGGUCGACACACAGCUGAAAUAUCUGUUCUGCACUUCUAAAAAUAUGUUUUAGAGAAGAUAGAAGUGGCAGUAAUACUAAAAACAUGUCCAAAUGUUUUUAAACUGGCUUUGGACAUAUAUUUUGGUUGAUUUCUGGCAAAAAAAAAUUGUAAAAACAUCACUUUACGUCAAUUAAAUACUGCUAAAUAUGCAAGUAACUGUUCCUUUUCUUACAUGCAGGGUUUGUAUCCAAGUGUUUCCAAAAUCCCUUUAAAAAAUGUUUAUUAAACUACCUAACGAUGGUAAUUGAACGCACCAUGCAAACCUUUUUCCUGUUACGUGCUGCAUUCAAGUCCCAUACAAAUUAUUAUGCAUAUCUUUAGUGACAUUUUUGUUUAUUAUCCAGGUUGCAAUGAGUCUGGGUAAUCAGAAUUUACUGUAUUAAUUAACAUUCAAUUCUAUGUUGACAAAAGUAAAGAAAAAACGUCCGAAGAUAUUUCCUAUUACCUUUCCUGGUACUUGAAUGCAGCUUUAAUUUACAGGUAACGUGCAUUAAUUAAUCAUUUCAGAGACAAUACAUUUAUUGCCAUUGUCUUUUAAGCAUGAACUUGAAUUAUUGGGUGUAUUUCAGGGUGUUUUGACCCGGGGGGGGGCUGCAGUUAUUUGGUCCUUUGUGUGUUUUUAUCAAAUGCAGAAUGUGUGUGUGUGUGUGCGAUCAUUUCACAUCAUGCCUCAUUUUAGACGAGAACUGAUUUUUUAAAUUAAUUGCAGUAGACGAGAUAGGAUUUCAAACCUAAACGGGGCUGGUUUUCCUAAAGGGAUUCUCAAUAUGAUCAAAAUAUAAUAAAAUGUGAACUUUUAAAGACUGAAGUUUUGCUGCUUUAAAAAGUGUUAUUUAAUCUGGAAAAUGAAGCAAAGAUGCUCUGAGUAUUUUAACAUUUAAAUUGAGUGUUUCUUGUGAGAUAUUUUUAGGAAAACUAGUCCCGUGUUUCAGUGGAAGGAGAUGUUUUAACGAUGAUGUGUAACGUGUGUUGAUAUGAAACGUGUGUUUGUGGGAUCAGGGUGACGGCAUUCACAGAAAAUAAAAACCCUGAUGUGGAGAAACGAUGAAUUCAACUGUGAAAAUAAAAACUGGUGCAGAGGCAUCAUGUUAUCCUGAA